Drosophila ficusphila is the source of this 4025-nucleotide messenger RNA. RefSeq names its product knirps-related protein. Gene Ontology annotation, biological process: regulation of DNA-templated transcription. The coding region runs from base 1072 to 3030 and encodes 652 amino acids. Lineage: Eukaryota; Metazoa; Arthropoda; Insecta; Diptera; Drosophilidae. Gene Ontology annotation, molecular function: sequence-specific DNA binding; DNA-binding transcription factor activity; zinc ion binding. The record is from RefSeq and is a predicted model, not a curated record. The transcript is spliced from 4 exons.
CGCUGUUUUUGUUGCUGCCGCCGCCGUUGUUGUUGUUGUUCAUACUUCUCUGGUAGCCGAAGUCUCAACUCAGUUUGCUACCGAGCGUUCGUCGGAUGAUAUUGCAAAGCAUCUGAGUCGCCGAGUCGCAGAGGUCUGAGCACUUUGCAGAACUGCUUAACAUCAGUCUUUAGUGAUAGCUCGCGCUUCUUGCUCGCACGCUCGAUCGCACGUCGUCGUCGUCGUUGCGUCGUCUUACGUCCCAGAUGUUACGUUGUUUUGGCCGCCGCUAAAAAUCAGCACAUGCAAAUUUGGCUGAAAAAAGCACACAAUUAAAUGGAAUAAAAUAAAACUAUAACACAUAAAUAAUAAAAAAUGAGUAAAAGAUUAUAAAUAAAAUUCAGUCUGUAAUAAUGUAUCAGCAGCGUUAAAAAGCGGCAAACGAAAGCGGAAAAUAAAGAAAUACAGGGCAAGUGCGCGUGCGCAGCCAGGAGUGCCCUUACACAAAGGUGUGGUCACUCUAUAAAAAAAAAACACAGCAAAAGUAAAGAAAACAUAAAGAAACAAAAAAAUAAAUAAAGUCACAACGAAGUUUAUGAUUAAAAGUAAACAAAUAAAAAUUUAAAUAGCCUGAAAACUUUUAUUUAAAUUAAAAAAUUCGAAAUUUGUAUUAAAGAAAUCUGCCUUUUGUGAUAUAUACCCCGCUAAAAACAAAAACACAUACUCACGAAUACCCAAAAGAUACAUGGCUAGAUAUAUAUUAAACAUGCUUCACGCUCGCCUAAAGUUCUAAAAGUCAAGUGCAAUUUGAGCAAAAACAGCAACAACUCUAUACGCUCAAGUGACGUUUUAUUGGCGCAAGGUGAACAAAAAAUAAUAGCAAUCCGAAAACCAAAAACAACAACGGAAAACACACGAAAAUACACAAAACCUUAAACGGAAAGUUCACAAUGUUAGGAAAAGCAAACCCUAAGUGCGCAACAAAAUAGAAACACUGAGCAAAUAAAUUGGAUUAACUUGAUCGGCUGAUCAGCCAGCAAAAGCAGUCCUUCCGGUUGAGCCCUUUGAGCUCAGCGAAACCCGAUUUCCACGAUGAUGAAUCAGGAUAAUCCAUAUGCGAUGAAUCAGACGUGCAAGGUGUGUGGAGAGCCCGCGGCUGGAUUUCAUUUCGGUGCCUUCACUUGCGAGGGUUGCAAGUCCUUCUUCGGUCGGUCGUACAACAACCUGUCGUCGAUCUCGGACUGCAAGAACAACGGCGAGUGCAUCAUCAACAAGAAGAACCGCACUGCCUGCAAGGCGUGCCGCCUGAAGAAGUGCCUCAUGGUGGGCAUGUCGAAGAGUGGAUCGCGCUACGGCCGCCGCUCCAACUGGUUCAAGAUCCACUGCCUGCUGCAGGAGCAGCAGCAGCAGGCGGUGGCGGCGAUGGCGGCGCACCACAACAGCCAGCAGGUGGGUGGUGGUGGCAGCUCCAGUGGAUCGGCCGGUGGUGCCGGCAUGCCCAACGGUGUGAAGGGCAUGGGCGGUGUUCCGCCACCGGCGGCGGCGGCAGCGGCCCUCGGAAUGCUGGGUCAUCCGGGUGGCUAUCCGGGUCUCUAUGCCGUGGCCAAUGCCGGUGGCUCUGUGCGGAGCAAGGAGGAGCUAAUGAUGCUGGGACUGGACGGUAGUGGGGAAUACGGAUCGCUUAAACAUCCUGUGGUUGCCUCGCCCUCCGUGAGUUCCCCCGAUUCCCAUAAUUCCGAUAGCUCCGUGGAGGUGAGUUCGGUGCGGGGCAAUCCCCUCCUUCACUUGGGUGGCAAAUCCAAUUCGGGUGGCUCGUCCAGCGGUGCCGAUGGCAGUCAGUCUGGCGGUGGAGUGGUGCCCGGAAGACCACCACAGAUGCGCAAGGACUUGUCGCCCUUCCUGCCGCUGCCGUUCCCGGGACUCACAUCCAUGCCCGUGAUGCCACCACCUGCGUUUCUGCCGCCCUCGCACCUCCUCUUCCCUGGCUACCAUCCCGCCUUGUACUCGCACCACCAGGGCUUGCUCAAACCCACGCCGGAGCAACAACAGGCAGCGGUGGCUGCGGCGGCGGUGCAACAUCUCUUCAAUUCGAGUGGUGCAGCUCAGCGUUUCGCACCGGGUACUUCACCAUUUGCCAACCACCAACAGCAGCAGCACCACCACAAGGAAGAGGAGCAGCAAGCACCACCCAGAAGUCCAAGUAACCACGCAAGCAACAACAACCAUCUCUUAACGAACGGUGGUGCAGCCGACGAGCUAACCAAACGCUUCUAUUUGGAUGCCGUGCUAAAAUCGCAGCAGCAAAGUCCUCCGCCGACCACAAAACUACCGCCACACUCCAAACAGGAUUACUCAAUAUCAGCGCUGGUCACACCAAACUCGGAGAGUGGCAGGGAAAGGGUUAAAAGCAGGCAGAGCAAUGGCCAAAAUGAAGAUGACGACGAGGUGAGAGUGGAGGGGAAUGUUGAUGGUGCCGAGGAGGACGAGGAGGAGGAGGAUCUGGUUGUUUCCAUGACGCCACCGCACUCACCCGCUCAACAGGAAGCGGAAACGCCAGCUGAAAACGAUCCGAAUCCCAGUCCCGGCCAAGAUGAUCCCAUUGAUCUGAGCAUGAAAACCACUGGAAGUUCCCUAGGCAGCUCGAAGAGUAGUACCCCCGAAAUCGAGGCAGAACCCGAGAUCUCCAGCGAUACAGAGAAAAACGAAACCGAAGACGAUGACGAGGAUCUGAAAGUAACGCCAGAGGAUGAGACUUCUGAAAAAGAGACAGAGGAACAAGCGGCGGAGGAGGAGGAGGAGGAGGACAACAGCACCACGGAGACAGUGAAGACCAGCAUUGAGAAGAGCCACAACAACAACAACAGUAUCAGCAACAACAAUAACAAUAAUAAUAAUAAUAGUAUCCUAAGCGACAGCGAGGCCAGUGAAACGAUCAAACGAAAACUGGACGAGCUGAUCGAAGCCUCGAGUGAAAACGGCAAGCGUCUGAGGUUGGAAGCCCCCGUAAAAGUGGCCACCUCGAAUGCCUUGGAUCUAACCACUAAGGUCUGAGAAUCUGAAAUUAGAAAAAAUCUGAAAAAUCUCAAUACGAAAUGACAGUUAUCAGCCACUGGAGAUCGAUCGAGGCAAUAGAAAAUUAGCCCCCGCUAAGACAUCACCAAAAACAAAAAAAAAAAAACUAAAUAAACAUGUAGAAAACAAUAAACGCAUGUGAGUUAUAUAAAUAAUACGAAACAUGAAACGGACUCUUUGCGGGCAGAAAAAUUUGACUCUGAUUAACAAGCGCUAAAUACGAGUUCGUGCCGUUUUGGUAAGAUGUUAUCACAUCGUUUAAAACAACUAACCAAAUUGCCAAAAUAUGCAAAAGUCGAGCGGCCCCCGAGGCGGGAUUUGCAUAUUGGGACCGAAAAGUAUAACACAAAUGUUAUCUUUAGAUAAUUUAUGCAGUGAAUUAUAAACAAAUUUUUCGGUUGCCCACAAAGCGGCAAGAAUACAAGUUCGGAAAUCUGAAGAUAACACAAAUCUAAAUAAAAGAAAAGCUAAACAAAUGAUAAAAGAGUAGAAACUGUAGCAAAAUAUGCAAAAAGGGCAGCUUAUCUGUAUCGCGUAUGCAUAAUAUCGUAGUGGAAUUUGUAAUCUCUAAGUUUCGUUUUCUUCUAAGCUAUAAACCAUAUAUUAUUAAAUGACUAGCUACUACUUAGACGUUUCCAAGCCCCCCCAAGAGUAUUUGUUAGUUUAAAAAACAUAAAACGUUCUAUAGAAAUACCGCUGGUAGACAAAUUUUGUGUAAUUUUACUCGUUUCGAUGUUCGCUCGAGUUAUUAGUCACAAUUAGCAAAUUUUUAAUGUACGAAAAACCAUGCAUGUAAAUGUAAAAGCAAAGCGCACAAAGUUGUAUAGCAAAUAGCAUAAAUUAUUAAUUUUAAACGUUGCAUAAGUAUUUUUCCUUUUCGUGUGAUGAUUUGGUAUGCAAAUCGGCCGAAAUGAUGAUCAAGAAAAUUAUUAUCGCUGUCACCAGAAAUAAAUUCGAAUAAAUAUUUAGAUGAA